UUAAUUGAGUAAAUAAAACUUGUCACUGUUUGUUUACCGGUGUCAAUCAAAUGCUACAUAUGAGAGUCCGCUGUUCAGUCGAUCGUGAGACUCUCCGAUGACCACCACGCAAAAGACUUGAAUUCUAUUGGUUGAGAUCAACAUUCGAUAUUUAAAUUUUGACCUAUCAAAAAUUUGAUAAAAUUAUUUAAGGAAAUUUUAAAAUGACUUUAUUUGUUCGUUUGCUCUUAUUGUGUUCGGUAUGUGCUUGCUUGUGCGAGAGUGCGACGAACACUGCAUACCAAUUCUAUAGAAGGGAAACUACUUAUGCUGGCCCUCGUGGAACACAGUCUCGUGGAUCUUCUAGAAUGACACGUACCCAAUAUAUGUGUAUGGUUCUUGGCGUAUGUUCCAGUGCGCUACCUCCAUCUACGGUAGCACAAUCGCAGAAAAAUCCGAGAAUAGUGUUCCAGUGGAACCAGCUGGAAUUCGAUUAUGCAUCUGAAGCUGAAAGAAGCGCUGACAUAGCUGCUGGUUUGUUCACACCAGCAACCAUUGGACCUAUCGAUGUAGAUGUUUACUAUUCACGUAGAGCUCCAAACUUGAACCACGUCUUCAUUUCGAUUCCUAGAUUCGUCGCCGGUAUCCCGGCCACUUUCGGUAUUGUGACCAACAGGAAUUAUUCUGGAAACCCGCUUAUUCGGCCGUAUCCAGAUUGGUCCUGGCACAAGAACCCGGAACAAUGUAAAAGAAACAGAAUCGUAUCAGUUUUCAGAGUUAGGAUUGAUGAAUGUGGACGUCUGUGGGUAUUAGAUACUGGAAAAAUUGGAAGCAAUAUUAUAUGUCGACCACAAAUAUUGGCGUUUGAUGUAGAAACCAAUCAAGUUAUUCAUCGCCACGAACUCGGUACCGAAGUCGUAGGUGCUCAGUACCUCCUUGUAACACCGGCAGUUGACGUACGAGAUCCGAAUUCAGGAUGCCAGGAUACUUUCGUCUACGUAGCCGAUGUUCUGGGAUAUUCCCUUAUAGUAUAUGACGUUUUUCGGGACAGAUCAUGGAGAAUACAGGAUAAGAGCAUGUACCCUUAUCCCAAUUUUGGAACGUACAAUAUUGCUGGUGACAGCUUCGAAUUGAUGGACGGAAUCUUAGGGUUGUCUCUAUCUCCAAAUCGACAAGGAGAAGACCGAGUUCUCUUUUUCCACGCUAUGUCUAGUCCAACUGAAAACUGGGUAUACACAUCCGACAUAAGAAAUUACACGAGAUUUCAAGAUAAUCCAGCAUCAUAUCCAGAGAUAUUCCAUACAUACAAUAACGGUAGAACCACACAAAGCGCUGCUGAAGAUAUUAACAAAGACGGUAUAAUGUUCUUCGGACUACUUGGUGAUGUUACAAUUGCUUGUUGGAGCACGGGUACGGAUUAUGGCACAAAACAGUUUGACAUUGUCGCCAACAAUCCAGUAACAAUGCAGUUUCCUAGUGGAAUAAAGGUAAUUAGAAAUAGUAGAGGCGAAGAAGAACUCUGGAUACUCACGUCCAGAUUCCAGAAAAUAGCUAACGGGUCCUUGAAUACGAAUGAGCCGAAUUUCAGGAUACAGGCAGUUAUGAUCGAUGAAUUGGUACGAGGCAGCUCAUGCCAAGGCAAGCAUUACUCUCAGAAUCAAAUCGCUGGAGCAAGUAGCGGUUAUGGACUAUCCGGCAAGAGAGGAUAAAGAAAGAGAAUAUUUGAAGAAGGAAGAGAAUAUUUGGUUGGAACAUCCAAAAUUGUUGUAAAGGACCACAAAAAAAAAGGAUUUUGUAAAAAUGUGAAGAAUUUGGUGAAAAAUAGCUAUUAUUUAAAGUAUUUUGUAAAGAACAUGUUUGUAGAAAAAUACAGUAUUAUAUAAUGUUUUGUAAAUAAAUAUUUAGGUCCAAUUUUGAUACCUGACGAUGUAGAAUAAAUCAGUGUAGAGUUUUA
This is a messenger RNA of Sitophilus oryzae (rice weevil), 1933 nucleotides long. Its product is annotated as major royal jelly protein 3-like. The transcript is spliced from 8 exons. Gene Ontology annotation, cellular component: extracellular region. NCBI's taxonomy places the organism in Eukaryota, Metazoa, Arthropoda, Insecta, Coleoptera, Curculionidae. The record is from RefSeq and is a predicted model, not a curated record. The coding region runs from base 204 to 1688 and encodes 494 amino acids.